AAACAAAACAGUUGUGAACCACUGAGUCCUGCCGCUGUCUGUUAUAAAGGCACAGCUCUUCUGUCUCCACGAGAUUGUUGAAUUCCUCUCUGCCCUAGCACCAGCCAUGGCGAAGCCGCAGCUUCUUCUCUGUUUCCUACUCGCCGCCUCCGCGCCGCUAAUCGUCGCCACGGCCAAGAAAUCCGGGGACGUGUCGGAGCUCCAGAUCGGCGUCAAGUACAAGCCGGAAUCAUGCAGCAUUCAAGCUCACAAAGGUGACAAGGUUAAAGUUCACUACCGUGGAAAACUUACUGAUGGAACGGUUUUUGAUUCAAGCUAUGAAAGAGGUGACCCGAUUGAAUUUGAAUUGGGCACUGGACAAGUGAUCAAAGGAUGGGAUCAGGGUCUCCUGGGAAUGUGCGUUGGUGAAAAGCGGAAGUUGAAGAUCCCAUCAAAGCUUGGCUAUGGGCCUCAAGGCUCGCCACCUACUAUUCCUGGUGGAGCAACCCUCAUAUUUGACACGGAGCUUGUCGCUGUCAAUGGAGAACCAACCAACCAAUCUGACGAGCUUUAGAUUCAUCAAACAAAUGAAUCCAUUCACCUUUUUACUCGGAACUCAGCAGAUGUAAUACUUUCCAAGAAAUGAGCCUUCAUUCCCUGCCACUUUCAUAGUUUCUUUCGCUGUUCCACACUGACAUCUAUGAUUUUUGGAGCAAACUCUGAUCUGUUUUGACUAGUUUACACGUUUGUGUGUGGAAUCUGAAGAGCUGUUCUGAAA
This is a messenger RNA of Zea mays, 757 nucleotides long. RefSeq lists its product as uncharacterized. Lineage: Eukaryota; Viridiplantae; Streptophyta; Magnoliopsida; Poales; Poaceae. Gene Ontology annotation, biological process: protein peptidyl-prolyl isomerization. Gene Ontology annotation, molecular function: peptidyl-prolyl cis-trans isomerase activity. Bases 107 to 553 code for a protein of 148 amino acids. Gene Ontology annotation, cellular component: endoplasmic reticulum. The transcript has 6 exons. The record is from RefSeq and is marked provisional.